UCCUGGUGUCCUUCGACAGAUCGCAGAUUGUUGCAUUCACUCACUCACUCACUCACGCACUCAAUUCCCCGACCUCGGCGUGAUUUCAGAUUGACCCAAUUUGGGGGCUCUGGCAGCGAUGGCCGCGAAACAGCUCGCAGUGCAGGUGCACAAUGCGGGAGGGACGCUGCGGGUGCUCAGCACUAAGCCCAUGCCCGGCACUCAAUGGAUCAAAACUCUCACUAGCGUUGGGUGCCGCGUUGAGGUGUGCACUGAGCCGAAGGUCAUACUCAGCACGGAUGACAUCGUUUCUCUCAUUGGGAACAAAUGCGACGGUGUCAUUGGACAGUUGACAGAGGAUUGGGGAGAUACCCUAUUUGGGGCCUUGAAGAAAGCCGGCGGGCAUGCGUACAGUAAUAUGGCAGUCGGUUAUAACAACGUGGAUGUGGAUGCUGCUACUCGACAUGGCAUAUCCGUUGGAAACACUCCCGGUGUACUGACGGAGACAACAGCGGAGCUGGCAGCAGCUCUGACGCUUGCGGCAGCCCGGCGGGUUGUGGAAGCUGAUGACUUCAUGCGUGCUGGCAAAUACGAAGGCUGGCUUCCUACUUUGUUUGUGGGAAAUUUACUUAAGGGACAAACCGUUGGCAUUAUUGGUGCCGGAAGAAUUGGGACAGCCUAUGCACGCAUGAUGGUUGAAGGGUUCAAAAUGAACGUAAUCUAUUACGACUUGUAUCAGGCGACGAGACUGGAGAAGUUUGUUUCAGCAUAUGGACAAUUUCUCGAGUCCCAGGGCGAGACACCUGUACAUUGGCGGAGAGCAUCCUCUCCGGAAGACGUCUUAAAAGAAGCUGAUGUGGUAAGCUUGCACCCAGUUCUGGACAAGACGACUUAUCACCUCAUUAAUAAAGAGAGGCUGGCUCUCAUGAAGAAGGACGCAGUCCUGGUGAAUGCAAGCCGAGGACCUGUUGUUGAUGAAACUGCUUUGGUGGAGCAUCUCAAAGCCAAUCCCAUGUUUCGUGUUGGUCUAGAUGUAUUUGAGGAUGAACCUUACAUGAAGCCCGGCCUCGGUGAACUCUCUAACGCUGUGGUCGUUCCUCACAUUGCCUCGGCUUCCAAGUGGACGAGAGAAGGUAUGGCGACACUCGCUGCCCAGAACGUUGCGGCCAAGCUGAAAGGAUGGCCUGUAUGGUCUAGUCCUAACGUUGAACCCUUCCUUGAUGAGAUCAAGCCAGCGCCCAAGGCUGCUCCAAGUAUUAUCAAUGCGAAAGCUCUUUGUUUGUCUUCAAUGCCUUGAGGUUAGAUUUUCUUCAUAACCAUGGAAGCUAUGGAGACUUCCGUGUUUGUAAGAAACAAAAAUUAAGGAUAUAAACUUCCCUUCUGUUCGUACGACUCGGCCAAAAAAUUCAAAGAUUGAAAAAUCGAGGAUUUUGAACUUC
This is a messenger RNA of Physcomitrium patens, 1418 nucleotides long. RefSeq names its product glycerate dehydrogenase. Gene Ontology annotation, cellular component: cytosol. NCBI's taxonomy places the organism in Eukaryota, Viridiplantae, Streptophyta, Bryopsida, Funariales, Funariaceae. The record is from RefSeq and is a predicted model, not a curated record. Gene Ontology annotation, molecular function: hydroxypyruvate reductase (NADH) activity; glyoxylate reductase (NADPH) activity; NAD binding.